AUUUGAUUUCCCUUGCCAGGGCCUUUUGUGCUCCCCGGAGGCUUCGCUCUCCGCGACCGGAGCGGGAGACAACUCUUUCGGUCAGUUAGUCGGGACACGCCUGCCCCGUUUCCAGCUUCCCCCCCGCCUGAGCUCGCCAGGUGCCUCCAAUAUCGAGGCAUCUGCUGCCCCCGCGCCCAUGCCUCUCGGAGCCUUCUCCCCGGGGUCACUGCGUGCCCCUUAAGAGCCUUGGGAGCCUGCGGGGCACAUCAGCUCCCGAGGAGUCUCCCGGUGAAGACACAGCCGGCCGUGGACUGGAACUGGGAAGAGGCGAGGUCAAGGAGCCCCUGCCGAGCCUCAGGAGAGAGGUGUCCGCCUCCCGCCGCGCCAGCUCGGGCAGGGACGCCAGCUUCGGGGCCCUGAAGAACCCGCCGACGUCUUCCAUGAAUUUGUGAUUGAGGUGGGCAGUUCUCCCAGCGGCCCUGGACUACCGCCCCCGGCCGGCGGCAUGUGGCUGCCGCGCAUCUCCAGCACGGCCGCAACCGUGCUCCUGCUGGCGCAGACCGCCAUCCUGCUUUUCCUGGUCUCCUGGCCCAGGCCGCCGUCCCCGGUGAGCGGCAAAGAGCGGGUGCACGUGCUGGUGCUGUCCUCGUGGCGCUCGGGCUCGUCUUUCGUGGGCCAGCUCUUCAGCCAGCACCCCGACGUCUUCUACCUGAUGGAACCCGCGUGGCACGUGUGGACCACCCUGUCGCAGGGCAGCGCGCCGGCGCUGCACAUGGCCGUGCGCGACCUGGUGCGCUCCGUCUUCCUGUGCGACAUGGACGUGUUCGACGCCUACCUGCCGUGGCGCCGCAACCUGUCGGACCUCUUCCAGUUCGCGGUGAGCCGCGCGCUGUGCUCGCCGCCGGCCUGCACCGCCUUCCCGCGCGGCGCCAUCAGCAGCGACACGGUGUGCAAGCCGCUGUGCGGGCGGCGGCCCUUCGGCGUGGCGCAGGAGGCCUGCCGCUCCUACAGCCACGUGGUGCUCAAGGAGGUGCGCUUCUUCAACCUGCAGGUGCUCUACCCGCUGCUCAACGACCCCGCGCUCAACCUGCGCAUCGUGCACCUGGUGCGGGACCCGCGGGCCGUGCUGCGCUCCCGCGAGCAGACGGCCAAGGCGCUGGCGCGCGACAACGGCAUCGUGCUGGGCACCAAUGGCACCUGGGUGGAGUCCGACCCCGGCCUGCGCGUGGUGCGCGAGGUGUGUCGCAGCCACGUGCGCAUCGCCGAGGCCGCCACCAGCAAGCCGCCGCCCUUCCUGCGCGGCCGCUACCGCCUGGUGCGCUUUGAGGAUCUGGCGCGGGCGCCGCUGCCCGAGAUCCGCGAGCUCUACGACUUCGCGGGCCUGAGCCUCACGCCGCAGCUCGAGGCCUGGAUCCACAACAGCACGCACGGGUCCGGGCCCGGCGCCCGCCGCGAGGCCUUCAAGACCUCAUCCAGGAACGCGCUCAACGUCUCCCAGGCCUGGCGCCACGCGCUGCCCUUCGCCAAGAUCCGCCGCGUGCAGGAGCUGUGCGCCGGCGCGCUGCGGCUGCUGGGCUACCGGGCCGUGGCCUCCGAGGCCGAGCAGCGCGACCUCUCCGUGGACCUGGUGCAGCCGCUCGGCACUAGCAGCUUCAGCUGGGCGUCGUCCACCGCGGCGCACCCCCGACCUUAGCGCAGGCCCCCCCAGGCUGUGGCGGCGGGGGAGGGAGCCGGUCACGCAGCGCCCAGGCUGCUAGUGGAGGGGCCCGGAGUUGGGGAGUCUUCCUCCGUAGUAGGAAUGGAUUGAGUCCCCGAAACUCCAUGCUUCUUUCUUCUUGCUUUUCCUUCGAGUCCUCCUUGGGAGCUGGGUUCCCGUCGGGUGCACGCUUCACGGAAAGCAAAACUGUGUCCACGCUUCCUGUGGGCACCGCGAGUAAGUUCAGACCACUCGGCUGCUACUCGAGUGCUUUCUUCCUAAGUCUCUUUUCCUUUUGGAUGCAUCAUCCGACAGCUGACAAGGGGGUCCCGGCCCUACCUGGGAGUAGAGGGGGCGCUGCGGUGAGCCGGCCCCUCAAGUCCAGCCCCUCCCGCCACACCCCAGACUUGUUGCCCCCAGGUCCCACCACCACACUCUAUCAGAGCUGUUGGCAUUUAUAUUGCUUGUUUCUUUCAGCAAGAAAUCAGACAAGAUGCCUCUUAUCUUGUGGUCUCCCUCUAGCCUCUCUCUGCCCAUCCUCCCAGGAGCCCACAUACCCCCAUCACCUGCCCUGACAGUAAAGGUCCCACCCACAGAAAUAAAAAAUUAAUGAAUCUGUGUGA
Neofelis nebulosa (Clouded leopard) is the source of this 2301-nucleotide messenger RNA. Its product is annotated as carbohydrate sulfotransferase 6. NCBI's taxonomy places the organism in Eukaryota, Metazoa, Chordata, Mammalia, Carnivora, Felidae. Gene Ontology annotation, cellular component: Golgi membrane. Bases 488 to 1675 code for a protein of 395 amino acids. Gene Ontology annotation, molecular function: N-acetylglucosamine 6-O-sulfotransferase activity. Gene Ontology annotation, biological process: N-acetylglucosamine metabolic process; keratan sulfate proteoglycan biosynthetic process; carbohydrate metabolic process. The record is from RefSeq and is a predicted model, not a curated record. The transcript is spliced from 4 exons.